Messenger RNA from Uranotaenia lowii, 1887 nucleotides. Its product is annotated as endochitinase-like. NCBI's taxonomy places the organism in Eukaryota, Metazoa, Arthropoda, Insecta, Diptera, Culicidae. Gene Ontology annotation, molecular function: chitin binding; chitinase activity. The transcript has 4 exons. The record is from RefSeq and is a predicted model, not a curated record. The coding region runs from base 92 to 1825 and encodes 577 amino acids. Gene Ontology annotation, biological process: chitin catabolic process; carbohydrate metabolic process. Gene Ontology annotation, cellular component: extracellular region.
GGGGGUACCUGGAUUAUUGGCAAACUGUAUAAAUACACCUUUCAGCCGGGAUGGGCCCGGUUAAUUGCAGAUAAGCAUUCGACCUGGAAACAUGGGCACGUCACUCUGUUUGGGCGUUCUGCUAUGUGUGUGCAUAGGUAUGCUGAUUCCUGUGGCACAGGGCGACUCGAAGGCACGCAUAGUGUGCUACUUCAGCAAUUGGGCUAUCUAUCGACCGGACGUGGGACGAUACACUAUCGAUGAUAUUCCCGGAGAGAUGUGCACUCAUAUCAUCUACUCGUUCAUCGGCGUAGACGAUAGUAACUACAAGGUACUGGUGAUCGAUCCAGAAGUCGAUUUGGAACAGAACGGUUUCCGUAACUUUACUCAGCUCAAGACAAAGUACACAAACGCCAAAUUUAUGAUCGCAGUCGGCGGAUGGGCUGAAGGUGGCAAGAAAUACUCCGAUAUGGUAGCGGUCAAAGAACGACGAGAUUCGUUUAUUGAGAGUGUGAUCCAGUUCAUGAAGGUUUACGACUUCGAUGGGUUCGAUUUGGACUGGGAGUAUCCAGGGGCCGCAGAUAGAGGAGGCAGUUUUGGUGAUAAAGACAAAUUUUUCUACUUUGUUGAAGAAUUACGUCGAGCAUUCGAUCGCGUUGGUCGUGGUUGGGAAAUUACUAUGGCAGUACCGGUGGCCAAUUUCCGACUGCAGGAGGGUUAUCAUGUACCGGAAUUGUGCGAAAAUCUAGAUGCAAUUCACUGCAUGACAUACGAUUUGAGAGGAAACUGGGCUGGAUUUGCCGAUGUUCACAGCCCGCUGUACAAGCGCCCGCACGAUCAAUGGGCUUAUGAGAAGCUGAAUGUUAAUGACGGCGUUCAACUGUGGGUCAAUUAUGGCUGCCCACCAAAUAAACUGGUCAUCGGCGUCCCGUUCUAUGGAAGAACGUUCACACUUAGCGCAAGUACUACAAAUCCCACACUCGGUUCAUACAUCAACAAAGAAGCUGGUGGAGGUGAUCCGGGUCCAUAUACCAAUGCUACUGGUUUUCUAGCGUAUUAUGAAAUCUGUACAGAGGUGCAAGAUGAGGAGAAGGGUUGGACCAAGCAGUGGGAUGAUGUUGGGCUAUGUCCGUGGACUUAUAAGGGAACCCAGUUUGUGGGAUACGAAGAUGUCGAUUCGCUUAAGCAUAAGAUGAAGUGGAUCAAAGAAAAAGGAUACGCCGGAGCGAUGACCUGGGCGAUAGACAUGGAUGACUUCCGAGGUCUAUGUGGACCGGAGAAUGCUCUCAUGAAAGUACUUUACGAUGACAUGAAGGACUAUGUUGUGCCUGAACCAACCGUAACCACGACCCCAAGACCCGAAUGGAAUCGGCCACCUUCAACUCAACCAAGUAUUGCGGAUGUACCGUAUGCUGGAGGUCCAACUACCACCACCACAACUCGAAGACCCAAACCAGUCGCAGCAUCAACUACCCCGAAACGAACAACAACUUCCAGACGAACCACAACUCGACCGACAACGGAAUCACCUUACAUUGACAGCGAAGAAGUCGACAAAGAACCGGAACCAGUACAACCAGCACCAGUGGCUUCAGCGGAAGAAACUGAUGCUGUCGACUGCUCUAGUGGGGCGGACUUCGUCGCUUCCUCUGAUUGCACCAAGUAUUACCGAUGUGUUCAUGGCAAGCCGGUGAUGUUCGAUUGUAAACCUGGAACGGUGUAUCAUACCGGGUCGAACGUGUGCGACUGGGAGGAAAAUGCAGAUCGAGAGGAAUGCAGGGGCAAAGUGAAAACAGUGAACGACAUCGCAUGGAGAAACGACAUCGGCGAACUGCUAAAACAUUGACAUGAAAAUCGAAACAGAUUUGCUAUUAACAAUAUUUUGAUAUUAAUAAAAACAAAAAUUAC